AUGUCGACGGCGAAGGAAUCCGUCUGCGUGACUGGCGCCGGAGGUUUCUUAGGCUCUUGGGUUGUUCACAACCUACUCUCCAAAAACUAUCUGGUCCGUGGCACCGUCAGAGACCCCUUGGAUACAAAGAAUGCCCACUUAAAGCAAAUCCCAAACGCAUCCACGAAUCUGGAGCUCGUGAAGGCCGAAUUACUGGACUACCCUUCACUGCUUUCUGCAAUUCAGGGCUGCUCCGGCGUCUUCCAUGUCGCCAGUCCUGUUCCCUCUUCCGUCGUACUGAAUCCACAGACUAGUGUUGAGAUCAUCGAGCCAGCAGUGACUGGAACCCUAAAUGUUCUUAAAGCCUGCGUUGAGACGAAGGUGAAGCGAGUGGUGGUUGUCUCUUCUGGUGCUGCUGUCAUCAUGAACCCUGCCUGGCCCAGCGGUCGACCCAUGGACGAGUCUUGCUGGUCCGAUGUGGAAUAUUGCAGAGCUACUGAGAGAUGGUAUCAAGUUUCCAAGACAGAAGCAGAGAGCCAGGCAAUUGAGUACGGGAAAGCCACUGGACUCGAUUUAGUAACCGUUUGUCCCAAUCUCAUCAUGGGCCCUGUUCUUCAGCCAACGAGGAACGCAAGCACCUUGGUUCUCUCCAUGGCUUUGAAAGAAGGAGGUCAGGACUCUGUGGAGAACAAGCAUUGGAUGGUUGUGGAUGUGCGUGAUGUAGCCGAAGCUUUAGUCUUGGUGUAUGAGAAACCCGAGACGCAGGGGAGGUACAUAUGCUCGGCUCAUUCGGUUCGUGUUAAGGACAUGGUUGAGAUGGUGACGGAUAAAUACCCUGACUACAAUCAUCACAAGAAGUAA
Molecule: messenger RNA, 840 nt
Organism: Linum trigynum
Lineage: Eukaryota; Viridiplantae; Streptophyta; Magnoliopsida; Malpighiales; Linaceae
Source: the annotation of a GenBank genome assembly